This is a messenger RNA of Aspergillus calidoustus, 3842 nucleotides long. The record is from the annotation of a GenBank genome assembly. NCBI's taxonomy places the organism in Eukaryota, Fungi, Ascomycota, Eurotiomycetes, Eurotiales, Aspergillaceae.
UUUAUUCCUCCGUCCCCUUUCUUCCUUCUCCACUCAUCUCCUUGACAUCAGCCGAGCCCCCCAGGCCACAGCUCCCCUCGAGGACUGUCCCAGUUUAUCCCUCCUCUCCUACAAGCUCGAUCUCAGUCUCCUCUUCCUCCCCUGCCACUUUCCUCUUUUACAUCGCCUACUACGACUUUCCAAUAUUCUUCCCUCUCUUUCUUUCUCACUACUCACCACACCUUUCCAAUCUUCUGCCAGCUCGUCUGUCCUCGUCUCCUCUCACUACCCUUCUCUGACCUCCACAUCUCGUCACCCAAACAAGCAACGCCUCAGGCUUACGGUCACCACGACCUCCCAACAUGGACGUACAACCUAUCCAGAAUCUGGAGCCAGACGCCGCUUCGCUGGCCGCAGCCCUAGCGCGGAAGAAUCCAGCAUACGCCAAAGAGGCAUUUUCACGAGCUCGCGUCGCUUUCGUACAGAUACCUGACCCAACCAGCCAGGUUCAUUCUUCGGUAAUCCCAGCCGUCGACAACGGUGUCGGCAUUGUACCUCCCCUACCUCACUUAGCCGGGAUUGAUGGGCAGGCUACGGACGAAACAUUCAAUCUUCAGGACACGCUUCCAGAUAACUACCCAGGCUCAGCUGUUGGAACGUUCAACUAUGGAGAAGCGGAACAAGCAGAAGUAGACCAGGGGGCAAACGAAGAGGAAGAUGAAGAAAUGGCAGCCCGAGAAGCUGCAGAUCAAGCCGAAUUGAAAGAAUGGAAAUCCGUUGAGGAAUGGUAUAAGCAGCUCCAAAACCCGACCCCUGCCGACGAAGUUCGUUACACAAAAGCAAAGAGACGGCUGGAGAUCCGUAAUAAAAGGUCUGAGAGUCAGAAGCACCUUCAGGAGAAGGAAAAGGAAAAGGAGGCUGAAGAGGAGGCUGAGGCCGAGGCCCAAGAAUCUGAGGAUGAGAUGUUCGUUCGUCAAAAUGAUGAACCAGAAGCUUCAGCAUCGACAGAGCCAUCUAGCGGAAACAAUGCUGAGCCUGUGGCUACUCCUGCCCGACCUACGAGAAAGAGAAAGGCCCAAAACAAGAUAACUGCGGAAGAAAAGAGGAAAAGCAUGGCAGUGGGAUUUGAACCCAUCCGACGAAAGGCGAAAGGUAAGACCCAGCAACCCGGGGGACGGGGUACAAAGCGCAAGGCUGCUCCCACGAAGGGCAAAAAAGAUGCGGAACCCAGCAGGAAAAAAGAGAAGAAGAAGACCCCGGAUGAUGAACCCGACGUUCUCUUGAAUCUUCGAGCGAAUGUCAUUCAAGAGGCCCAUGAUAGUGCCACGCUUGCAGCGCCUGAGACCUUUACUGCAGGGACUAGAGACCAGGCAGUAUUCCAGAUGAUUGCCGCUAUUCCCGCCGCAGAUCAGGAAGAGGCGAGAAGUGACGGACAUAAACUGAAGGAGGCUCUGAGGAAGUUCAACCACAGAGUCUUGUCCGAUAAACAAGGUGGCUGGAAGAUGAAAGGAGUUAAGACCAGCAUGUUUAAUUACCAGGUUUUGGGCUGCGCGUUUAUGCGUGACCGAGAGAACUCUCCUGAAGAGCCACGAGGUGGUAUACUGGGUGACGUGAUGGGUAUCGGCAAGAGUCUUCAGGCUUUGGGCAGGUUUCCCUUUUGGCAACAUUCUCUAAAAUCGACUCUAAUGGUGGUUGUAGUCAACAUUAUCGACGGAGCUCCCUCAGAUCCAGACGACGCGGUGAAAACCACUUUGCUUGUCGUGCCAUCACACUUAUGCAAGCAUUGGAUGGACCAAAUUCGCAUUCACUGUGAUAGUGAAGCCCUUGGCAGAGUCAUUCAGUGGCGCGCAGGCUCCAGAUUUGAAUCAUUGGAUGUCAAGAAGGAACUCGAAAGCUAUCAAAUCAUUAUAACGACUUACGAUGAGAUACGCCGCUCGUACCCAGUUUUCAAGCCCCCCAAAGAGCUUUCCGAUCCGCGGCAGCUUGAACAGCAUUGGAAACAGAUAUACGAGGAGAACUGCGGCCCCUUGCAUAAAAUCAAGUUCCUUCGAAUCGUCCUAGACGAAGCCCACAUGAUCAAGAACAGAGACUCAAGCGUGUCACUUGCUGUUCGCGGCUUGACUGGCCGCCACAAAUGGAUUUUGUCCGGAACUCCAAUCCACAACCACACGGAGGAGUUCUUUCCUCUCCUUUCCUUCAUUGGCGUCCCCAAGCUUGGCGAGUAUGAAGACUUCAUCUCAUACUAUUGCACUGAUGCAGCCGGUGAAAAGCGCCUUACAAACCUCCUAAGAGCGUUCAUGAUGCGCCGCACCCAUGGCAGCCGAUUGUUCUCUCUUCCAAUUAUUCAGCUCCCUGACAUCAAAGAACGAAGUGUUGAGGUCGAGUUUUCAGAAGCGGAAUGGCUGAUCUAUGAGGCGAUCGAACACUUCUUCAUAGAUAGUAUCAACGCGCUUGGGGACGUAUCCCGCUUCAAAGAGCAGCAAUGCAGGCAAUGCCUUACCUUGUUUUUACGGUUACGAAUGUUCUGUAGCCACCCCCUAACGGUGCAGCAGCUUCUGAAGGAGCUCCUACGGGGAACUUUGUUGGGGCAACUCAAAAAGCUUACACGAGAAGGAGGUGCUGAUCCGGCGGACGCCUCUGCCCAGAUCGUCGAGUUUAUCGAGAAGACCCAGCAUCGGUACAAGGACCUGAUCCAGCAGAAUCAGGCCCAAACACAAGCACAGGAACAGCAGAGUCCCGUGGACAACCCCAUGUUCUACGACAACAUCCAUCUCAUUGGAGAGUAUUCAAGGUUCAUGAAGAAACUUCAUGUGGACCAACAGUGGGAUGAGGCAUUCGAUAGGGGCGGAUGCGCGAAGUGCGGCUCACCACCAGACAAACCUGUCAUCACCUCAUGUAUGCACCUAUGGUGUGAGGAAUGCUUCACUCAAAUCUCUAUCAACACCGAAAGAGUGGAAACACAGAGCCAGGAGCCCCAAAGUCCGGAACAAGCUCAGCUCGUGUGCCUCAAGUGCACGCUUCCAAUAGAGUCUGCAACUCGUUGCUGCUUUGAUGCAGCAAAAGAACCAGAGCGACCAGAGCAACCAGUUACACCGGCCGAGCGAAAAGCGAGGAGACAGGCCAUGACAAGUGAAAAAGCGAAAGCCAAGAAGAAAGCAAAACCCGAGGAUGAAGACGAUAUUGCGGUUCAGGACUGGAUGCAGGUCGAUACCACAAGGAUGCCCGCCGCAAAAAUUGCUGGCAUCAAAGACAUACUCCAGGAAUGGAAGAGCGAGAACCCGGCGGCUAAGAUUGUGAUAUUUAGCCAGUUCACCGACAUGACCCAAAUCAUAGCGGAUAUGUGCACAAAAGAAAAAUGGGAAAAUCGCUGCUUGACUGGCAAAGUCGCAAUAGCGACACGCCACAAAUACCUAGACGAAUUCAAGACGAAGGAUGAUAUUACUAUUCUGAUUGUCAGUCUUCGCGCUGGGGGAAUAGGGCUCGACAUGACGGCAGCGCAUAAGUGUAUUUUGGUUGACCUUUGGUGGAACGAGGCGAUUCAGAACCAGGCAUUCUGCCGGUUGCUUCGACAAGGGCAGACGCAGACCGUCGAAUGCGUGAAAAUGGUAGUCAAGGGAUCUAUCGACGAGCAAAUGCUCAAGCUACAGGCGUCCAAGACGGAGGAGAUUAAGGGGAGCAUGGGGGACGCUGUCCUGAAGAAUCGAGACUCUGUCAUUGCUCUCCUGAAAUUGUUCGCCGACGUUCAAGAAAACCAGAAGGGCCAACUGAGGGUGAAGUCCAAAAAGAGGGACAGGAAGAAGCUGGUGCCACUGAAGAUCAUGGCCAGCGAGAGGGCAAAUCACGAAGCAAACGACGAAUCUUGA